This is a messenger RNA of Olea europaea var. sylvestris, 1765 nucleotides long. RefSeq names its product calcium-dependent protein kinase 1-like. The record is from RefSeq and is a predicted model, not a curated record. Gene Ontology annotation, cellular component: cytoplasm; nucleus. Gene Ontology annotation, biological process: peptidyl-serine phosphorylation; intracellular signal transduction; protein autophosphorylation. The transcript has 4 exons. Lineage: Eukaryota; Viridiplantae; Streptophyta; Magnoliopsida; Lamiales; Oleaceae. Bases 362 to 1471 code for a protein of 369 amino acids. Gene Ontology annotation, molecular function: calmodulin binding; calcium-dependent protein serine/threonine kinase activity; ATP binding.
UUUCUCUAGAAAUUUAAGGGCUUAUAAUUUCUUUUGUGAUAUUCUGUGUUCCUAUCUGUCCUUUCUCUUUGUGGUAUUGAUUAAUUUCGUUGGUUCCUAUUCAAUCCCUUUCUAUUUCUACUUUUAAUUAUUUGAAAGCUGUUCUUUUAUUAGGAUAUUUAUAUGAUUGCUCAAGAGGAGCAUAUAUUAGAUUUGUUUUUGUAUUCGUUCUUAGCAAUUAUAGUGAAAAGCUUGAGUUUUGACUUAGUUAGAUAUUGGGUUUUUAAUUAAUCGUAAGUAUUGGAUCUUCUUUGUUACUAGAUUUUAAUGGGGAUAUUGGAGGAGUUCUAAAGAAGGAAUUGAUUUAGUGAGUUUUGAUCAGAUGGGGAAUACUUGUGUUGGUCCUAGCAUGUCAAAAAAUGGUAUUUUUCAAAUGGUCUCGGCUGCUAUGUGGCGAUCCCGUGCACCAGAAAACAAUGGUUCAUCCAUCAAUGGAGAGAGUGUAAAAAAUGAGAUUCCAACCUCUGAUAAAGAACCCGAGUCACCAAUGCCAGUACAAAGCACUGCACCUAAACAAGUGACAAUUCCAAAACCUGUUACAAAACCAGAAGAACCGGCCAAUUCGAAGAAGCCUCCACAUAUGAAGAGAAAUGCCAGUGCAGGACUUAGGACUGAUUCUGUUUUACAAAGGAAAACAGGGAAUUUGAAGGAGUAUUUUAGUUUGGGGGAGAAACUAGGACAAGGCCAAUUUGGGACAACAUUUAUUUGUGUGGAAAAGUCAACUGGGAAAGAAUAUGCAUGCAAAUCAAUUGCGAAGAGGAAGUUGUUGACUGAUGACGAUGUGGAGGACGUUAGAAGGGAAAUUCAGAUAAUGCAUCAUCUGGCGGGUCAUCCUAAUGUUAUUUCCAUUAAAGGGGCUUAUGAGGAUGCUGUGGCUGUUCAUGUUGUUAUGGAAUUAUGUGCAGGGGGUGAGCUUUUUGAUAGAAUAAUUCAACGUGGGCAUUAUACUGAAAGAAAGGCAGCAGAACUCACUAGGACUAUAGUUGGAGUGGUAGAAGCUUGCCAUUCUUUGGGGGUUAUGCAUCGUGACCUCAAGCCGGAGAAUUUUCUUUUUGUUGAUCAGGAGGAGGAAUCACUUCUCAAAACAAUUGAUUUUGGUUUAUCAAUAUUCUUCAAGCCAGGGGAAAGUUUUUCCGAUGUGGUAGGUAGUCCAUAUUAUGUUGCACCAGAAGUUCUUCGGAAGCGCUAUGGUCCUGAAGCCGAUGUCUGGAGUGCUGGAGUGAUUGCUUACAUUUUACUAAGUGGAGUUCCUCCUUUCUGGGACGAAACUGAACAAGGAAUAUUUGAACAAGUACUCCAUGGAGAUCUUGACUUCUCAUCUGAUCCCUGGCCAAGUAUAUCAGAAAGUGCAAAAGAUUUGGUAAGGAGGAUGCUUGUUCAGGAUCCCAGACAGCGUUUAACUGCACACGAAGUUUUGUUCGUUCUCCUUUGACACCUCUAUGUGCAAGAAAUUGAAGCUUAAGCCGAGCUUGCGAAGCUAGCAAGCUGGCUCAACUUGUUGAAGGUUGCUGCUAAGGCACAUCCUUGUCUAUACACUGCCAAGACCAUUUCCAUACAAGACUUAAAGGGUUAAUAGCACAAAACGUCCCUACGUUUGACACUUAUUGCGAAAAAUGUCCCUACAUUUCAUUUUUUUUUGCAUUUUCAUCCUUAUUUCAACAUUUCAUUGCUAAAAAGCCAUUUUCACGAUUUUUGAAUGUAAAAUUACCAAAAUACCCUCCUAUUU